AUGGAGGUUGAUGCAGUGGGAAAAAAGGGAAAGUCGAAAUCGGGCAAAGCCCGCAGCGUUCAGGAUGACAAGUUGGUUUGCGCCAACUGCAAAAAGAACAAACCAACGUUCUUCAAGUCAUUGAAGUGCUACGGCAAGUAUUGUUCUGAUUGUUUCAAAUUGGACCAUGUCAAGAAGCAGGUGGAGAAAGGGAAGGAUACAGCUGCAAAGAAGAAGGACGGGAAGAAAAAGGAUGACAACAAGAAGAACUCUGAUACUGAAGAAGAAGAGAAGCCAAAGAAGAAGAGCUCUUCCUCUAAGACUAAGGGAAAGAGUAAGGAGACAGCUGCGCAUAUCAGCGACCGCAGCAUUCACUCAAAAAGCGAGCCUGAUGCAUCCGAGUCAGAUACAGACAAAGAUUUUGCUGCGAUCCUCUCAAGGCUCAGGUGCCUGAGGGCAAAUGAAUCCAGUUCAUCAAGGAAGGCAGGAGAGGGCUCUUCAAAAAGGGAUCGGAAGGGUUUUCUCAAAGGGGAUCUGUAG
Molecule: messenger RNA, 519 nt
Organism: Laetiporus sulphureus 93-53
Lineage: Eukaryota; Fungi; Basidiomycota; Agaricomycetes; Polyporales; Laetiporaceae
Exons: 2
Coding region: 1-519 (172 amino acids)
Source: RefSeq, a predicted model, not a curated record